Aspergillus steynii IBT 23096 is the source of this 3340-nucleotide messenger RNA. RefSeq names its product transcription factor atrR (gene atrR). Bases 280 to 2958 code for a protein of 892 amino acids. Gene Ontology annotation, molecular function: DNA binding; zinc ion binding; DNA-binding transcription factor activity, RNA polymerase II-specific. Lineage: Eukaryota; Fungi; Ascomycota; Eurotiomycetes; Eurotiales; Aspergillaceae. The record is from RefSeq and is a predicted model, not a curated record. The transcript has 7 exons. Gene Ontology annotation, biological process: DNA-templated transcription; regulation of DNA-templated transcription.
CUGACCGUGACUUCUUCGCCUCCGACCAGAACGUCUCCACCACGCAUGACCCGCCAUUUGUCGACCUGCCUCUUUCGCUCCUUCCAUGACAUCCCCCGAUCCUAAAAACCGGAACUUGCGCAACCAGCUACGAACGGUCCCUGCAUCUCGCCGUUGACGUCUUUCGCCGGACCCCGCAUCACGCUCGAUUCAAUACCCGCUUCGCCUGGACUCCACUCCGUCAUUGGGAAGCUGCCCUAACUGUCCCAUCCCCUGCGCUCGGUGCGUUCGUGGGCGACGAUGGAUGGCAUCGGGGAUGCGUCCGACGGCAUGGGCUUCGACAUGCCCAUGCUGAUGAAUCAACAGCCUCCUCUGUUCGGCACCUACAACAACGACGGUUCCCCGAUCACCUCCGCACUCCCCAACCCGACUUUCAACGAUGACUCGUCCAUGGGCUUGGGCGACGAUAGUAAUGAUCCGAAACGAAGAAGAAUCGCGAGGGCUUGCGAUAUGUGCCGGAAGAAGAAGAUCAAGUGUGACGGCAAGAUGCCCAAGUGCUCGCACUGUAUCAACUACAAGACGGACUGUGUCUUUACCCAGGUGGAAAAGAAACGCAACCCCCCGAAAGGUGCGAAAUACAUCGAAGGCUUGGAAAAUCGAUUGGGGCGAAUGGAAUCACUAUUGCGACUGUCUGGACUUUUGUCGGAGGACGAUGGUGGGAAAACCGAUCUGGGAACCUUGGAGAAACGGUUGGCCGAUCGGUCAUUUGCGGCCGGUCAGAUGAGCGCCAUGAAAAGCCCCAACAAAUUCAAUGCUUCGAGCUCGGCCGCUCAAUCGCAGCAGACCACUGCCUCCCGCCACUCGACCCCUCGCAUGGAUUCCCAAUCUAGUCCACACACGGCUGCGACGUCGCCGGAUUCGACGAAGGAAUCGGAAACUGAGGUCGAGGGCUUGUCAGACAUGAUGUGCUCUCUUGUGACCAAUAACUGUGGAGAGACGCGGUAUAUCGGAUCAUCCUCGGGAUUUUCGAUAUUCUCUCCAAAGGGUAUCCAGUGGGUCAAUGAGAAGACUGGCGACACGUCAUUCCAGGACAUGAUAUCGUCGGCCUAUGUCGACGACAACAAGUGGAUGUAUUGGAAGCCCGAGAUCUUCAGUGACAUCUUUGCACGGCGCGUCUUCAAACCUUUGCCCCCAAAGGAAGAGGCAUUGUCGCUUUUCCGAGACUUUUUCGAGAAUUUCAACUGCAUGUUUCCGCUGUUCCAUGAACCGACGUUCAUGCAUCUAGUGGAACGUCAGUAUUCCCGUGAUCCAUACGAAGGCUCGGGCUGGUGGGCUAGCAUCAACGUGGUCCUUGCUAUCUCCCACAGGUUGCGGGUGAUGAGCAAUUUGGUUCCGCAGGAGGAGGACAAGAAAGCAUGGCUCUAUCUGAAAAAUGCCAUGGGAGUUCUGACGGAACUUACCAUGCGCAAUACCGAUCUACUUAGUGUGCAAGCAUUGCUCGGAAUGUCUCUUUUCCUUCAAGGAACCCCCAAUCCCCAACCCUCCUUCUUUUUGGUCGCAGCCGCCAUCCGACUGUCUCACAGCAUUGGUCUUCACAAGAGAGGCUCAGGGUUUGGGUUGAACCCGGUUGAGGUUGAGCAGCGAAAAAGAGUAUUCUGGAUUGCUUAUCUUCUUGACAAAGACAUUUGCCUUCGGUCUGGUCGCCCUCCCGUUCAGGAUGACGACGACAUGAAUGUCGAAUUGCCGAGUGAAGACCCGCCGGACAACAUUGGAAACGUGCCAUUGUCCGAUGGAAAGAGCAAAUUUAACUUGUUCCGGUUGAUGUGUCGGUUUGCGACCAUCGAAAGCCAGGUUUAUAAACGACUUUACUCUGCCAGGGCAUCGAAACAAUCGGACGGCGAGCUGCUGAAUACCAUCGGAGAACUGGAUAAGGAGCUUGAAGAGUGGAAAGACAGCAUUCCCCUCGACUUCCGCCCAGAACAUGAAAUCAAAGCCACGCACGCGCCUCUCAUUAUUCAUGUUGUUGUUCUUCAUUUUGCCUACUAUAACUGCUUGACAACAAUACACCGGAUGUCUGUGCAUCACGGGUAUUGGACAAGCCGUCUCUCCAACUAUGCCAUUCAAGGCCUAAACGCCAGGCCUCUGAACCCAAGAGUUUUCUUGUCGGCUGUUCUCUGCGUGACAGCUGCCAGAGCUUCGAUCAAUUUGAUCAAAUAUAUUCCCCAGGGCGACUUUGCCUGUGUCUGGUUGAUUCUCUAUUACCCCGUAUCCGCACUGGUGACUCUGUUCGCCAACAUUCUUCAAAAUCCUAAUGAUGCCCGAGCUCGGUCUGAUGUCAAACUCAUGAAUGUCGUAGUAAACUUCCUAUCAACGCUGGUCUCCGACGAGUCGAAUGGAAGCAUCAAGCGUAUGCUUGGUUUGUGUGGUGAAUUUGAGAGAAUUGCCCAGGUGGUUCUGGACAAGGCCGAGCGCGAGUCGCAUUCCAAGAAGAAGCGCAAGACCACCGCGGACGACACUCGCAACUUACAGCAGAGUACCCCCGACGAAACCGCCGACCCCUCUCCAUCCACGCCCAAACCGACGGGUGCACCUACAGCUACACCAUUCUCGUCGUCCAUGUUCUCUGGCGGUGUAGGUGACACGGGUCCCAACGUGUCAAGUGAGGCGAGGGCCUUUGCCUCCGGCCAGGUUUCCGGAACGCACGGGCUUUCGUCCAAUCUACCAGACAGCCUCAACCCCAUGACGGGGCUGGGUCAGGAGUUUCCGGACAUGCUCAGUCCUCCCAACCUGGAGGGCGUGGGCUUCGGCGAUCCGCCGCCCUUCACGACAUCUGCCGACACGCCGAUGACAUCCUUCCAACAGCCCUUUGUUCCGCAGGACCUUUGGCAGAUGCCAAUGACCAUCGAGUGGGACUGGGCAGAUAUGUCGACCAGCUUUCCCGUGUUUGACGCGGGUGGGCCGUCGCAGAACAAUUCGUGAUGAUGACACGAAAUAUCGAAGCGUAACAUCUUUCGAUUAGGGACAUUGAAAAACCAAAUGAAGUCGGAACGGAGUCAAGGCCGGGCGUUUCAUGCACAUGCUGCGUGUCGCUUUAUUGCUAUCAUAUCGUUAUUUUGGGGUACAAGGCGUUUGUAUCAGGGAUCGGGCAUCGUCAAGCGCCACUCCACUUCCUUUAAUCUCCCCUACUCAUUCUCUGUUAAUGUUUUGAGCGGUUUGUAAAAAGCACAUUCUUCAUGGGCGGGAGUCUUUGGGUGCAAGCGCACGGCGAACGUGCAGAUUGUUAGGACUGUGCCCUGUGUAUAAGAGCAAAACUGCCUGUAAUUACCUCCUCCAUCUCCACAUAGCCAGCAUGAAAUACCUC